GCCCCUUCAUAUCUUAAAGAGCUCAUAGUACCCUAUUACCCCACUAGAACACUACGUUCUCUGAAUGCUGGGCUACUUGUGGUUCCUAUAGUCUCUAAAAGUAGAACAGGAGCCAGAGCCUUCAGUUACCAAGCUCCUCUCCUGUGGACCCAGCUUCCAGUUGUGGUUCGGGAGGCAAACACCCUCACCACAUUCAAGAGUAGGCUUAAGACAUUCCUCUUUGAUAAAGCUUAUAGUUAGGGCUGGAUCAGGUGAGUCCUGAACCAUCCCUUAGUUAUGCUGCUAUAGGCCUAGACUAUCAGGGGAUUUCCCAUGGUGCACUGAGCUCCUCCCUUCCUCUCUCUUUAUGCACUCAUUCAUGUCCCAUUAAUGCAUGUUACUAACUCCACUUCUUCCCCGGAGUUCUUGUGCUUUCUCGUCUCGCAGGUUCUCAUGGAUCCUGGUCGAGCCUCCUGCCAUGGUCCUGCUUGACUGCCAUUGCCAAUACUGUUGUUGCUGUGCACCUGUCUGUCUGUCUGUCUCUCACUCUCUCUCUCUCUCUGCCUCUCUCUCUCGCUCUCUCUCUCUCUGCCUCUCUCUCUCUCUCUCUCUCUCUCUCUCUCUCUCUCUCUCUCUCUCUCACCCCAACUGGUCGAGACAGACGACCACCCACCUAGAGCCGGAGGAUCUGUCCUAGGUUUCUGCCUUUUAAUAGGCAGUUUUUCCUUGCCCUUGUCGCCAAGUGCUUGCUCAUGGUGGUACUGUUGGGUCUCUGUAAUUAAUGUUUUAAAGAGUUCGGUCUAGACCUGCUCUAUUUGAAAAGUGUCCUAAGAUAACUUCUGUUAUGAAUUGGCGCUAUACAAAUAAAAUUGAAUUUAAUUGAAUUGAAUUGGUUGCUCGGGAACCACUGGGGGACAGCUAACAGAAGCUACCUUGGGUUGGCCCGCACCAACUACUGGGGGCUGGCUAGCUAUUGCGGCUAAAGAUAUCUCUGUGGUGCCGUGCCGUGCCUCUAGUUCACUGAGCCUCGCCUCGAGCGCAGUGAAUAAAUAACACUUAAUACAGGUUCCAUUAUCAAUAAAGGAGGCAGAGGAAUAACUAAACAUCUGACAGACUGAGCAAGACAGGGCAGAAGAGGAAGAGGGAGAAGUCAUCGUUGAGUGUUAAAUGCUAAUGAAGCUAGCAUGUCUGAAUUUAUUUAGCAAAAGUCGCUGCUUAGGUAUUUUUACAUGAAUACAUUUUUAAAGUGCUCAAAUAUUUAUUUAAUAACUGUACAAACAUGUACAGGGAAGAUAUUACCUGAAGUUAUCGACGGUUGCUCCAUGUUAGGGUGGCCAUUUCCUUCAUAUGAAAAAGGAGGACACUUUGCAUACACGGGGACACGCAAGCAGAUAUUUGUUUGGUAUGAUCCGGUUUUAAAUUUUAAUAUGUUUUUCCAGCAGAUUACAUAAAGGUGCACACACAUACCGCAUAGCUAAUAAUAAAUAUACAAGAUACAGCUCAUGACAACGUGGCCUUCCAAUUCAGAUUACAUAGGUCUAAUAAACAUCAUACAGAAACUGUUCUUAAUGUUUUUAUCUGGAUAGAUAAAGGGUAAAAAAAUACAGCACCUUCUGUUUCAGAUGUAUAGGCUUUGCCUAGGCUUCGCCUAUACAUAUGAGUAUGAGCAUUUUCAGAAUUUCAGUCCAACAACCGAUGUUAGCUAACAUUACUUCUCUGUCUGAGAGCUUGAUUGACAGCCUGGUGGUAGCAACUGAAGCAGUGUUGUAGAAUCAACACAUGGCUCAUUUGAAUAUUAAAAUGAGCCAUGUGUUGAUAGGUCACAACAGGAAAAUGUAACCAAUGAAAUUACUUAUUUUGACAAAGCUUUUUUGACACACAUAUUUAGUCAAUAAGUAUUAACUAACUAACAAGGUAAUGUGUCAAAAGGCGGACCUUUUUUGAUAUUUUCUCAGAAGGAGGACAAAUGAGUGUCAGGCUUAAAAGCUGGACGAAUGGCCACCCUACUCUGUGUCCUGUUGAGAUGACGACGACGACGCUGGUGUUGUUAGACGCUGGCUUCUUAAAAACAGUGCCGUUGUCCACCCUGAAGUUUGUUCCAUGCGUGAUGAGGUGCUUCAUCAUAUUGCUAGUAUUCCCUGUUUUCCCCGAAAUAAUGUUGCCGCAUUUGAUGCAUCUAUUUGUACCCGGCGCCACAGGCGUGUAGUACAACCAUACUUUUGAACGUUUUGCUGCUGGCAUCUCAGAAUGCUGACCAGCCAACUCCGCCACAGGCAUAAAUAUGAGACUUUUAUUUUGGCAUUUCUCCACACUGGUGCAGUAAAGAUACUUGAUAUAAAGUGUUUUUUUUAUUCAUCAGGGGCACAACACUUUAUUAAUUAUAGCUUACGGCUCUAAAUACCUUUAUUCUGAAAACAGGAAGUAAAUACGCUGUUUCUCCGCAUUUACCAUAAUGCUGAGGAUACUUGUACACUCGAAAUUUAAGUGCGGCUGAUUUGACCACGGAGAUCGGACUCACGGCUGGAUUGACCGCAGUCUACUAGCCUACUGUUUCUUCUACACAGCACGGUCCUGUAAAUGACAACAUCCGGUCUCAGAAUAUGAAAAAACAGGCGUUUUUUCCGUUUCUGUUUUCUAGUGAUUUUAUUUUUUGUUAUAUGAAAUAGAAAAUGAAAAUCGAAUAUAUUUUCUAAUUUCGCUCAUCCCCUUUUGACCAUGAAAAAGAAAAACGCCUUGUAUUUCAAUUUAAAUUUUUGUAUUUUAAAACGAAAAUCAAAUAACCACUCGUUUUCUGUUUUUUAAUACCCGUUUCUGAAAGGAAAAUCCAAUGACCAAAACAUACACGGACCUGCCUUACUGCCCAACAAUGCUGCUGAAAUAGUGGCAUGCACAAUAUGUGACCCAGGGGAACAACCUAUUGUUACAGUGUGACUGCUCCUGCUGCUCAAGGACAAACUUUCAGCUGUUACCCAACUGUCAGCCAUAAACAAAAAGCAAGCAUGAAUCAUCAGCACAUUCACAGCUACCCUGCCAUUAUCCGGCUCCUCUUUCUCGUCUGGCUGCAUGUCAUCAUAAUGUAUUUGAACCGUGUCACACGUCCGCCUGCUAUGUAUAGAGUCUGUUCUCAGAGCUGUGAAAAUAAGUAGAGAGUAGCGUAUCAGCUAGCAUCUGCUCUGGAUCGGGGCAGUAAUUCUCAUUGGCAGUAUGUGGUAAAACACCCUGGAAGAUCAACAUGUGGAUCAAAGACUUGUGAGCAGUCCAGCUGGGAUGUCAUGCAGAUGAGGAGGUGAUGGAGUCCAACAGCUGUCCACACUUCAUCCAGCAGCCAGAACUCUGUAAGCCACUGCACAGCCUAAGGGUCUACAUCGAUCACAGCUCUUUCAUUGUGGAUAAAACCGUUCUGGCUGAGAGCUGUGAGUACUUCAGAGCAUUGUUCCAGUCAGGAAUGAAAGAAAGCCAACAGGAAGAGAUCCACCUGCGAUGUGUUGGGGUUCGAGGCUUUCUGGUCAUGCUACAGGUCUUGAACGGGGAACGACCUGUACUGAACAGUGACCAGAUUGUGGAAGCCAUUGAGUGUACUGCUUUUCUGCAGGUGCCAGCUCUCACCAAGCACUUGAUCAAUAUUGUCAAUUCUGAAAACUGCCUGCUCAUGUACCACACAGCUACCACCUACGGUGUGUGGGAGCUCUCCCACAGUUCUGCCUUAUUCAUCAGAGAUAUGUACACUGACCUGAAGGAAGAUGUUCACACCUUACCCAAAAAGCUGGUAGAGUACAUUGAGUCUCUUCUCCUGAGUAGCUAUGUGGCAGUGUGCAGCCACUCACCUUCAACUGAUCUGCUGCAGGAUCUCCAGAGAACAGUCUGUUACCUGGAUGAGGACAAUGGAGAGUGGAAGGUCCUGACACAUCUGCCAGUGAGCACAAGCACUACCAUGGCAGGAGUGGCCGUCCUGGACAACAUUCUUUACAUCAUUGGAGGAGUACAUGACGUAAGCAAGAAGGUGGUAGAGGAUGGUUUCUGUUACAACCCUGCAGCUAACACAUGGUCCACCAUCUGUGGCCCCCAUCAGCUACGCUACAACUUGACUCUGAUAGGUCACGAGGGCUGCCUCUACACUGUAGGAGGCGAGUACAACAUGAAGACACUGUCAUCUGUGGAGAGAUACAGAGUGUCUAAUCAAAGCUGGAGCUUUGUCUCCCCCCUACCCUGCCCUGCAGCUUCGGUGGUGUCUGCUAUAGCCACAAACAGGAUCUUUAUAUGUCUCUGGAAAGGUAAGGGGGCCACAGAAAUACACGAGUAUGUGCCUGAACAGGACCUGUGGCUUCUAGUCACCACACUCAUCCGCCAGCACAGUUAUGGUCUUUAUAUGGCGGCCCACAAGGAUAAUCUGUAUGUGAUGCGCAAUGGACCCCGUGAUGACUUCUUACUGUGUGUAAUGGACUGCUACAACCUGAGCUCAGGACAGUGGACAGCCAUGUCGGGUCAGUAUGGGAACUGUAAAGGCUCUCUGUUCACUGCUGUGGUUAGAGGAGACUCUGUGUUCACACUCAGUCGACAGGUGACAACAGAGUACACAGUACAAGAUUAUGCAUGGAGACGUAAGCGUGAAAUGAAAGGUUUCGGCAGGAUUGGAUCCAUAUAUACAUUUCUGAUGAGGCUGCCUAAAGCCACUGUCUCCCCAAUCGGAGAUUCUCCAGAUUGGACCCAGGACCAAAUCCUAACAGAUCUUGGUCACAGAUUCUCCCCACAAUGCUCUGCUAACCUGUAAGAGUGUGACCUAAUGGGCUGAUGACUGAGCUGAUCCUUUACAGGACCAUUCUGAUUUAUUACCACAGGCAUCUAAUUUUCAUUAAUUUGGACAUCAAAAGUCAUCAGACACAAACCACUACUGUAUUUACAACCUAUCUGUUGUAAACAUCCAUCACAAUUUACAGAUCUACUUCUGCUUCCACUUUGACCUACUGUACUCAGUGUAAAUGUAUGUAGUUUUCUCAUACAAUGAGGAAGUACUAGCUGCUUUAACUUUGGAGCCUACAACUGCAUUUCAUUGUGUAAAUCCUGUAUUGUGACAAUAAAGCUAAAUCUUUCAGUUUGACAUCCAGAAAGAAGUUUGCAUAAUCUGGCUAAACUGUUAGCUUGCAUCUGAGUGUCUGACUGCUUGAACAUCUUUGUAGGAAUGUUACAGUGUUUGUAGAUUACAGUACAACAAUGAUUUGGUAACUGAUAGAAAUCAUAGCCAAAACUAUAAAAAUAACACCCAAGUUGUAUCCAUUAAUAUUCAACAGGUCUGUUUUGGUGAUGUUACACUGAAAAAUGAAAAUCUGUUCUUUUGAUGUUUAUCAAAGCUCUGUUUAUGGGAACCAGUCUCUGAUGGACAUUGCUCCUGUUUUCACAGAAAACAAGUCUUGAAUAAUGCAUGCUUCCCAAACUGAUUCUUUCAGGGAAACAAGGUUAAAUAAGACCAGAACACAGAAGAGAAAUGAGAGUUGAAUAAAAAUAGAAAAACA
This is a messenger RNA of Dicentrarchus labrax (European seabass), 5486 nucleotides long. It is a transcript of the gene kbtbd13a, whose product is annotated as kelch repeat and BTB domain containing 13a. The transcript has 3 exons. Lineage: Eukaryota; Metazoa; Chordata; Actinopteri; Moronidae. The coding region runs from base 3269 to 4747 and encodes 492 amino acids. Gene Ontology annotation, molecular function: protein binding. The record is from RefSeq and is a predicted model, not a curated record.